Molecule: messenger RNA, 1665 nt
Organism: Lichtheimia ornata
Lineage: Eukaryota; Fungi; Mucoromycota; Mucoromycetes; Mucorales; Lichtheimiaceae
Exons: 9
Coding region: 1-1665 (554 amino acids)
Biological process (GO): transmembrane transport
Cellular component (GO): membrane
Molecular function (GO): transmembrane transporter activity
Source: RefSeq, a predicted model, not a curated record
AUGGAAGCUAUCAAGGAACAUUGGGAUCUGAUACGACGUUUUUCCGUUAUAUUUGGCAUCAUGCUCGGCAUGUUUGUAACGGCACUGAAUACUACAGUAAUCGCACCGGCGAUGACUAUUAUAGCCACCGACCUUGGAUCACCAGAUCAACAAGCAUGGAUUGCCACUGCAUACCUCUUAGCAUUUGUGACAUGCCAGGCUCUGGCUGGCAAGUUCUCUGAUAUCUUUGGCAGGAAACCCAUUUUGCUUUUUGGGCUAUUCCUUUUUGUGGGCGGGUCAUUGGUAAGUGCCCUGACACCAAGCAUGCCCGGUAUCAUUGCCGGACGUACCAUCCAAGGCUUAGGAGCGGGAUGCAAUAUGGCCAUGUCAUUUGUACUUGUCGUCGAUCUAGCACCUAUCAAGAUACGACCACGUUUUCAAUCCGCACUUGUUGUCAACUUUGGUUUGGCAAAUGUUGUUGGCACGUUGAUUGGUGGUGUCUUCGUGGAUCGACUAAGCUGGAGAUGGGAUUUUUGGUUCAAUGUCAUCGUGGGUGGUGUGGCCUUUACUUUGGACCUAAUCCUCCUCAAAGAAACCGUGGAUCUCAAAGGUGUCUCCAUGAAAGCUAAGAUGAAACGUAUCGAUAUUAUGGGCACAUUACUUGUGAUUGGCUUUGUAUGUUGCCUGCUCCUUGCACUUAGUUGGGGUAAAAUGUAUGGGUGGGGUAGCGGCCAUUCUAUCGGGCCGUUUGUUGCCGCUGGUGUCGCUUUCAUUGUAUUGGCCAUUGUCGAAACUCGUGUAGCAAAAGAACCGGUGGUCCCCCCUGAUCUCCUGUUAAACCGAUCUGUCGCAAUCUUUUACAUGUAUGUCUUUUGCUUUGGCCUUGGAUUCGUCAGCACAUUGUACUAUGGCCCCAUCAUGUUCCAAGCUGUUUUUGGAGCGGGCAGUAUUGAAUCGGGUGUAAGACUGGUGCCCUAUAUGAGUUGUCUCAUUGUUUCAUCCGUAUCAAGCGGCAUGAUGCUAAACAAAUUUCCCUAUGUCAAGUUCUAUAUCGUGAUUGGUGCCAUUUGCAACAUCGUUGGAUUCGGUCUCUUUUACACAGUCAACGAAUACAGUAAUUGGGGCCAACAAGCGUGCUAUAUCAUGCUGUGUGGUUUUUCAUUUGGUCUCUCGCAACAGAAUUGUCUAUUUGGCGUUCAAACAUGUGCUCCCAAAAAGUACAUUGCUGUUGCAACAAGCCUGAAUCAAUUCUUUAUGAUGUUGUCAUGCGCAAUUGGGGUGGCGAUUUGUGAUACGUUGUUUCGAGAAUUCCUCAAGGAAGAAUUCAGCAGCCUUGAUCCUUCGAUAUUGAGUAUUGCUGCCAAGUAUGGUGCUGACUCUAAUUAUUUGUAUAUACGAGACAUGCCAUCCGAGUACCAGCAACCCGUCAUUCAUUUGUACAUGGCAGCCUUGCAUAAAGUGUUUACGCUCCCAUUGGUCGUCGCUGGUAUCGCUGUCAUUUGUGCAUUGUGCGCCAAGAACGUUAAAUAUGGUGCCAACAAACCACCUCAAUCCUCGACAGCUCAACAAGAAAAACCAACCACGGCACCUGAUCCACAAGAAGACAUUGAUCUCAAGCAGGAUGAUACGAACCGAACACUUGACAACGAGGAAAUCGAGGAGAAGAAGCAAGCAAGCAUUGUAUAG